Molecule: messenger RNA, 837 nt
Organism: Monosiga brevicollis MX1
Lineage: Eukaryota; Choanoflagellata; Craspedida; Salpingoecidae
Source: the annotation of a RefSeq genome assembly
AUGUAUUAUAAAGAAUUGGUAAAAAAUCGAAAUAGAUUAUUAACAAAUGAUUUAAUAAUAAAAUUUCCUUUAAUAUCACCAGAUAAAAAACAAUUCAAACAUAUUAAAAGUAUUGAAAUAAUAUCUAAUUUAGAUAAUAAGCCAUAUAAAGAAUUAGAUAAAACGAGAUCAAAAUUAAGAAUAUUUACAACAUAUUUUAUGUUAUCUCGAAUUUUUACUCAAUUACCGACAUUUAUAAAAGCUAAAAAAUCUGUAGCUAAUUUUAAUGUUAGAGAAGGUAUGGAAGUAGGAGUUAAAUUAAAUUUAAGGGAUAAAAAUAUGGAAAGAUGAUUAAAAAAAUGAUUAGUAUUAUUAUCUUCUAAUUCAAUUAUUUCUUCUUCCCCUUUAAAAGAGAAUAAAUAUAAAUUUGAUAAAACAUUUGAUAUACAAAAAGAUUUUUCUUUAUCUAAUAUAUUCGCUAUACAACCAUAUAAUGGUUUUUUAUGAAAUUUUAAAAAUAUUAUUGAAAAUAUCCAAAAAGAUUACAAAAUAGAUAAUAAAAUGGAAAGUAAUAUUAAUGAUAAUAAUUUAUCUAAUUUAUAUAAAUUAAAAUUUUAUAAUAAUAAUACUUUAUCAAUAAUAUCUAAUUUUUAUCCUAAUUUUUCCUCUAAUUAUCAGUUUAAUAAAGAUUUAUUAAUUAAUUCUAAUAAUAGAGAAUCUCUUACUUUUCAUUUAAAAACUAUACCAUUAAAUACUGGACUUCAUAUUAGAGUAAAAUUUAAUCAUAUAUAUAAUAAGCAAUAUAAUAAAGAUUAUAAGAAUUUUAUUCUUUCUUAUUAUUUAAUUCCUUCUUUUUAA